AUGUAUGUCAUGAUUAGCACAAGACCUGAGCUCUCUUUUGCAAUCUCCCUCCUAAGUAUAUUCAUGUCAAACCCUGGUUUUGAACAUUGGCUUGCCCUUAAAAGGCUGCUUAGGUACAUUAAUAGCUCCUUGAAUGUUGGUUUGGAAUAUUGUAAAAGAUAUGACUCACUUGAUCUUGUAGGCUUUGUAGAUUCUGAUUUUGCAGGUGACAAAAAUACAAAGAAGUCAACCACAACAUACUUCUUUACUUUGGGAGGAAAUUGUGUGAGUUGGAAGUCUCAGCUUCAACCAAUUGUUGCUCUAUCCUCAACUGAGGUUGAGUAUGUGACUGUGGCUGACAUCUUCAAAGAGGCUUUAUGGCUUCAAGGGUUGUUAACAAAGGUUGAGCUACUUGAUAGGGCAGUCACUAUCUAUUCAGACAAACAAAGUGUCAUACAUUUGAGCAAAAAUCUAGUCUACCACGAAAGGACCGAGCAUGUAGAUGUGAGAUAUCAUUUUGUGAGAGAUCUUGUGGAUAAAUGUGUGAUCAAUCUGAAAAAGGUGGCAACAGAAGACAAUCCUGCAGAUAUGGGAACAAAAGUGGUCACCCCAACUAAGUUCAAGCACUGCUUGAACCUGCUGCAUGUCAAGUGA
Molecule: messenger RNA, 633 nt
Organism: Pistacia vera
Lineage: Eukaryota; Viridiplantae; Streptophyta; Magnoliopsida; Sapindales; Anacardiaceae
Product: secreted RxLR effector protein 161-like
Exons: 1
Coding region: 1-633 (210 amino acids)
Source: RefSeq, a predicted model, not a curated record